This is a messenger RNA of Diversispora eburnea, 1962 nucleotides long. The record is from the annotation of a GenBank genome assembly. NCBI's taxonomy places the organism in Eukaryota, Fungi, Glomeromycota, Glomeromycetes, Diversisporales, Diversisporaceae.
AUGAAUUCUCCAUUAAAAUCAUUAAAAUUUGAUUCAUUUAGAACCGAAAGUUCAGUUUCAUCUUCUUCUUCGGAUGAUAAUAAUAAUAAUAUAUUGGAAUCACCCGAAGAAUAUGAACAAAAUUGUUUGCUUUUUCCUACUUAUGCCACAAAACAUAAAUUCAACGAUGAAACUGAACAAUCCGAAUUAACUGAUGAUUGGUUUAUCCGUGUUCGAGGAAGAGCUUUUUCUACUCCAAAGUCAAGCAAAACUCGAGCUUUCUUUUUAAAAUUAACAACUAAAAUGACUGGAAUUCAAAAAAGUGAUUCAAGCUAUGAAUUACUUGAAUCCCGUACUUCGCUUUUUUGGACUAACAAUUUAAGUGAUAAAGAAUUUACUGUUAAAGUUGUUGGUCUAACAGAAUCAAAAAAAAUGGCGCUUGACGGAGAUCCCAAUGAUCUUUCUUUAGAACAACUUGCUGAAAAUUUUACUCCCGAUACAGUCAAAGAUGAAUUUAAAAAAGUUAUUGAAAAUAUUCAUAACCAACAUAAAAUUUCUCAUUUGGAUGCCGAAACAUCUAGCAUUCAAGUUAAACCAAAUUCUGGUAAAUUUUCAGGAGAAAUUAUAAUUCCACAAUCAAAAGUGCAAUCAUGGUUAAUGGAUGAAGGAGAUAAUAAUCAAGAAAGUCAAUUACUUAGAUUAGAAGCUUUUCAAAAUGAAGAAGUUUCUCCAGUAUUUGGCGUCGUGAAUCUAGUGGAACCUGAAGGUAUUUCUGUAAUUUCGGAUAUUGAUGACACAAUUAAAGAAACCGCAGUUUUGUCCGGUCCCAGAGCCAUACUUGCCAACACAUUUUUGCAGCCAUUUAAGGAUGUUCCAGGGAUGGCAAAACUUUAUCGAUUUUGGUAUGAUAAAGGAGUAAAGUUUCAUUAUGUGUCGAAUUCCCCAUGGCAAUUACUCCCGAUGUUACGAUCUUUCUUUAAUACCCAUAAUUUUCCACCGGGUUCUGCUCAUCUCAAAUUUUACGAUGGGCUCAUUAGAAGUGCUCGAGAUCAAAGGGGAAAUCCCACAGCAAGUAAAUUUGAGUAUAUCAGAGAAAUACUGAAGGAUUUUCCUAAACGAAAAUUUAUUCUUAUUGGCGAUUCAGGUGAACAUGAUCCAGAUAUAUAUGCUGAAAUUGCUGAAAAAUUUCCCAACCAGAUUAUUCGAAUAUUAAUUAGAGAUGUCACGACACCACAUUUAAAUAAUCAGCAGCAAAGAAGCCCAACAUAUUCUAAGACCUUAAAGUCAACAAUGAAUUAUUUUAGAAAAGUUUAUUCUAGUUCGAGUGAAUUAAAAGUAUCAACAAUUGAUAACAAAAAUAAUGGUUCUGAAAAAUACGAACCUGAAUAUGAAAAAGUAUCACCAAAUGAUAACAAAAAUAAUGGUUCUGAAAAAUACGAAUUUGAAUAUGAAAAAGAAUGUGUAAAAGAAUUUGUAGAAGAAAAUGAACAAGUAAUUGUAAAGGAAUUUGAAAAAGAAUGCGAGAAAGAAAAAUGUGAGACAUCAUCCGAAUUAUCUGAAUCAAAAGAAACUUCUAGAAAUAAUUCAUUGGAAGAAUCCAAGAAAGAUUUUCAUUCUAGAGCAUUUCAAAAAUUUCGCGCCACAAACUUUAUGAAACAAAUAAGUUCAACUAUCAAAAGCGCAAAAGAUGCUGUUAAAUCAUCUCCAUCUCCAUCUCCAAAUGGAAGUGAACAGUGUCGUGAUGUGGCGAGUAACCCAUUUGAGGCAGAGUUCAAUAAUAUUAAUACUAAUAUUAAUUCAGAGAAUUCAACGACAGAAGAUGAUUUUGUUAAAUCUCCUAGAAUUUUAAGAUCAUUGGAUAUAUUUGACAAAAGAAUGGAAGUACUACAACAAUCUUUACCAGAAGGAUUAUUUUCAACCUUUAGUGAUCCCACCAUGUUAGAAGAUGAUAUAAUCAUCAACAAAGAAUUAAAAUUAAUAUAA